Penicillium expansum is the source of this 2898-nucleotide messenger RNA. RefSeq names its product UV-endonuclease UVE-1. Lineage: Eukaryota; Fungi; Ascomycota; Eurotiomycetes; Eurotiales; Aspergillaceae. The transcript is spliced from 5 exons. Bases 1 to 2898 code for a protein of 965 amino acids. Gene Ontology annotation, molecular function: endonuclease activity; transmembrane transporter activity. Gene Ontology annotation, biological process: response to UV; transmembrane transport; mitochondrial DNA repair. The record is from RefSeq and is a predicted model, not a curated record. Gene Ontology annotation, cellular component: nucleus; mitochondrion.
AUGUAUAUGCUGGUUGGCCUGGGGAGCGGAUUUCACAAUGCAGCGUGGAAUGUAUGGAUCGGGAACAUGGCAAACUCGCAUGAAGUACUUGGUUUCUUCCAUGGAUUCUAUGGCGUGGGGGCCACAAUAAGCCCUCUUGUUGCUACGAGUUUAAUCAUUAAGGCCGGAUGGCAAUGGUACUCGUAUUACUAUCUGAUGACCGGGGCAGCUGUGAUCUCUCUAAUUUACUCCACUGGCGCUUUUUGGGCUGAAACUGGUAGUAAAUAUCAAGAAGAGAAUCCCAGUUUCCCUGGCAGAGGAGGAGCAUUCUCUCAAACACGUGUUGCCCUCACAUAUAAGGUCACCUGGAUAUGCGCCGUCUUCCUCUUCCUCUAUGGUGGAAUCGAGGUAGCAAUCGGAGGUUGGAUUGUUGUCUUCAUGACGAACGUCCGACACGGCGACCCAUUUCAAUCUGGAAUGGCAGAGACAGGCUUCUGGCUUGGCAUUACAGUUGGUCGGUUCGUGCUAGGGUUUGUGUCGCCACGAAUUGGAGAGAAGUUAUCUAUUGCUAUAUAUAUCUUGCUUGCAAUUGCUCUUGAGCUCAUCUUCUGGCUCGUUCCUGAGUUUAUCGUGUCCGCGGUUGCGGUUGCAUUUGUUGGAUUCUUCAUGGGGACUAUCUUCCCUGGAGUUGUGAUUGUGGCGACAAGAUUGCUACCGAAGAAUCUUCAUGUUGCUGCUAUUGGAUUUGCGGCUGCCUUCUCUAUGGGCGGUGGUGCGGUUUUCCCAUUCAUGAUUGGCGCCAUUGCUCAGGCGAAGGGGGUGACAGUACUGCAACCAAUCUUGCUCGCCAUGCUGGCUGUGUCAUUGGGAAUUUGGGCAAUGAUAUUCCGACUUCCUCAGCACGAGAUCGUAUUUAUGAUUAUAUCAAAUUUUGAUUUUGAUGAAGUUGGGAUUAAUGAAGGUGAUAGGCCGAGUAUCGCGGUGAACCUGCGGCAAGUCGCGUUGAUUAACGCGCUAUGGAACAUCCCGCCCUCACGAACUCCUCCAAACCCCCAACGCUCCUUGACCUACCUCCCAAAGUCCGCUGAAUGUGUCGGUCUUUUCCUCGGCUACUGCAGGGAUCUUGGCCGAAAACCAAGAUAUUUGGAUCCAGAAGAUAUGGCUAGGGCAACUGAGACACCUGGGCCGGAGACAAAGCCGGCGGAUAUCCUCAAUGGAGAUGUACCCUUGCCUGCUGGUCAGGCAGAGGCUGCAUUGGACCCGGAAUCAGAAGAAGACAUCCCCGUUGAUGCGGAAGAGCUAAAAGAGGCGCUCGGCCGACCACCUCCGGUGAAUAGUAGCUACCUUCCUCUUCCCUGGAAAGGCCGAUUAGGAUAUGCUUGUCUAAAUACGUACCUUCGCUAUUCAACUCCCUCCGUGUUCUGUUCUCGAACAUGUCGAAUCGCCUCUAUACUCGAAAACCGACACCCUCUCCAAGAUCCUGACCAACCCACACACCCGAUUAAGAACCGUCCAGACCGCGACCAACCGGCCGAUGUUGCACGCGGACAAGCCUUCGUCGAGGGGCUGGCCUUGGCGAAUGCACGCGAUUUGGUCAAAAUCAUUCGUUGGAACGACAAAUAUGGCAUCAAGUUCAUGCGACUCAGUAGUGAGAUGUUCCCAUUUGCCAGUCACAAGGAGUAUGGCUAUAAGCUGGCGCCGUUCGCCUCGGAAGUGCUGGCAGAUGUGGGCCGUGUAGUUGCAGAACUUGGACACCGGGUGUCAGUUCACCCUGGCCAAUUUACUCAAUUUGGAUCACCGAGGAAGGAAGUUAUCGAGAAUUCUGUUCGUGAUCUCGAGUAUCAUUCGGAGAUGCUCCAGCUACUCAAACUUCCCCCACAGCAGGACCGCGAUGCGGUCAUGAUCCUUCAUAUGGGGGGAGUGUUUGGUGAUAAGGCUGCCACACUGGAUCGGUUUCGAGAGAACUACGCUAUGUUGUCGCAGGACAUCAAAAACAGAUUGGUCCUGGAGAAUGACGACGUUAGCUGGUCCGUUCACGAUCUAUUGCCUAUCUGCGAGGAGCUGAAUAUCCCUCUUGUCCUCGACUAUCACCACCAUAAUAUUGUUUUUGACGCUAAUGAGGUCCGAGAAGGCACCGAGGACAUUAUCCCUCUGUACGAGCGUAUAUCAGCAACAUGGUCUCGGAAGAAUAUCACUCAGAAGAUGCAUUAUUCCGAACAAACCUCACCCGCCAUCACCCCGCGCCAACGGCGCAAACACAGUGCUCGCGUUACUACGUUACCCCCUUGUCCGCCUACCAUGGACCUGAUGAUUGAGGCCAAGGACAAAGAACAAGCCGUAUUCGAGUUGAUGAGGAACUUCAAACUCCCCGGCUACAAUCUUGUGAACGAAAUAAUACCAUUCAUGCGCCUUGACGAAAACCAGCCAUUCAAACCACCCAAAAAGUCCAAGAAAAACGGGGGCUUCGUGGACCUAGAAGGCUCAAUACCGCCGUCUCGCACCAUCCCAGACGAAGAAGUCGGAAUGGGUGGACCAGACGGCAGAGUCUACUGGCCCGAGUGCAUGGAAGAAUGGCUCCGACCGGCAAAGAAAAUCGUGAAGCCUAAAGCUACACCAAGUCCCAAGAAAGGCUCUUCCAAAAAGGGUAAGAUGAAGUCUGCCGCGGACGAUGCUCCCCUAGAUACCCCCAUCAAGAUAGAAACGCCAGUAAAAAAACCCGCCAGAGCCACGAAACGCACGCCUCCAUCGAGCAGGUCUCGCAAGCGCAAGGCUUCAUUGAUUGAGUCUACCCCAGAGUCUGAAGAGACUGAAAACACUGAAGAGAUCUCGGUGGAAUUGGAAAAUGCUCCGGCUUCGAUAUCACUUUCUCGACGAAGUUCACGCGUGAAGAAAGUGAAUUACACCGAGGACAUUGCAUAA